AUGCUCAAAACACCACCUCUCCAGACGGCGACCGCGACGAUCGAUACAUUGUGCGGUCGCCUAGAAUCUGCUACUCUUUUGGAGGACCGAAGAGCUGCGAUCCUGGGUCUGCGUAGCUUCGCAAAGCAGUACCCUGCUUCUGUCGCAAGCGGCUCCCUCCGAGAACUAAUAUCCACGUUGAAGAGAGAUGGGCUGGGAGAGUCAAGUCCGACCAAGAGUCAAGAUAGCGAGUCGCGAAAGAGUCAAGAGGGCGGGGAUGUGGACACGAUCAGAUUGGUCUUGGAAACACUCCUCAUGCUGUUCAACCCGGACAGCAAUUCUCCUGAAGCUGGCGACGAGAUCGCCUUCUUUCUGGCUGACGAUCCGUACGCCGAUUAUUACUCGCGCCUGUACUCUGUACAAAUCCUAUCUUCGAUAUGCGCCGCACGCCCCGACCGAUUACAGGAAUGCAUACUGUCUGCGCCGCUUGGCAUCUCAAGACUAGUCGGGGUUCUCGAUGAUGGCAGGGAUGCUGUGAGGAACGCGGGUCUUCUGCUGCUUGUGGAUCUUACCAGCGGUGCCAACGAGGAUCUUAGAAAGAUUGUUGCAUUUGAAGAUGUGUUUGGAAAGAUCUUUGCACUCAUUCGGUUGGAAGGAGGACUGGCUGAAGCUGGCAUCACCGCACAAGACUGCUUGAGUCUGCUCGCCAAUCUCAUAAGGGGCUCUGCGAGCAAUCAGACCAUGUUUCGCGAGUCUGGCUGUGUGGCCCAAUUAACUAAGCUGUUGGCUGAAGCAUUCCCUCCCGAAGAUUCAGAAGCACCCUACGUCGCCCAGAGUCGAGAGAAAGCCGCUUGGGGACUGGUACAACUUCUGAGACUUUUCUUCUCGCCAGGCGAAACAAGCACGCCACAAAACCAGACGGCUUUCUUUCGAGCCGGAACCGCGCAAGUCCUGAUCGACCUGGGCUUUACUGGGUCUUUGCCGUCUCCUAUCCGGACAUCAGCACUAAAAGCGGCAGCCGCGCUGAUCGAGUCAAACCCGCCAUUGCAGGAGCAGUUCGCUGCUUUGACUGUUAUCACCCCAGCAGACGCCGAGCACAAUGCCGAGCAAGCACAGAAGCCUCAACAGGUCAAUGGGACUCGACCUAAGAGUGCUGCAGGAAACAGAGCCAGUGCUCGAGCAAGUGUCGAAAAUCGCCGAACUUACAUCAUUGAAGCGCUUCUGGACAUGUGCCUGGGACAGUCUCAGUCAGAGCCGUCACUGCGAGCGGCAUCUUGUGGCCUCAUUCAAGCAUAUCUCACUAACCAUGAACGGAUCAGGGCCCACUUCUUGCAGCGAGCCGUUGCUGGCCAUGCUGAGAAAGAGACCGCUGCCAAUGUGAUCACAGCACUUCUUCAUCCCACCGAGAAUGACUCUAGCAGCGUGGUCUUUGCCUCGUGGAUCAUUCAGGAUCUGGCUGCCGACAAUCUCGACGCCAAAUCAACCCUCCUUGCUGUCAAAGAAGGCAACGAAAACGAAGGCGAGGACGUUGUGACUGCUGUUCAAGCUUUUGGCUCGCAAUUGCAAGCCUCGCUGCAGACACCUAUAGACGAACGACUUGCAGCGUCUUAUGCGAGCCUUUUAAGUACCCUGCUAUGGGACUUUGCUCCCGGCGUUGACGAUCUGUUGGAAGAUGGAUCGAGUCUGAUGCAAACACUUGUCGGACUUGUCAAGGCCCCAAGCGAUCCCGUGGUGACUGGUCUUUCUGCCGUACUGCUAGGCACGGUGUACGAGUUCAGCACAAAAGACUCGCCCAUUCCAAGAAGGACAUUGGCGCCAUUGCUACAACAGAAGCUGGGUCGGACAAAGUAUCUUGACGCUCUUUUGCAACUUCGACGCCAGCCAGCAAUCCGCGAUUUCGACUUGGAUCUGGAGUCUGACGAGAAUGAUGCCCUCCUCAGUCGAGUGUAUGUUGAGCUUUUCGCAGUGGAAUAUUCUCGGCUGCGAAAAGCUGUCGAUAAAGAUCCUGGCGUAGAGGUAUUGCCCCCAUCCGCGGCCGAAGCUGGAGUGGAUCGGGACGUUCUGGACGACUUGAGACAGCAACUUCAGUCUGCCAAGGAUGCACUUGCACAGGCACAGCAGGAAGCUUUGGAGGCAGGCCAGAAGGGUGAGCAGGACAAGAUGGCGGCUCACAAGGAGCUACAAACAUCGAUUUCGGAAACUGAACGCCUGCGCAAAAUCAACCAAGCAAUGCAGCAAGGGCAUGAAGCUGAGCUUGAAAAGCAGCAAAAGCAGUUCGAGCAGCAGCGUCAAACUAGCGAUACCCGCCACCAGCAUGCUCUGGCUGAUGCAAGGAGAGACGCUGAGCGGAAAGGGCAGGAGACAUUGCGUGAGCGCGAAACCGCAUCUACAACCAAGAUGCAAGAGUAUGAGCGGCGGAUUGCAGAGCUCGGCAAUUCCCAUCGGACUGAGGCCAGCGGACAUGCGAAUGCCAGGCAGCAGCUCGAAGCAUUGACCGCAAAGCACAACGAGAUUAUCACACGCGAGCGUGACCUUGCGAGACAACUUCAGGAUCUGCAGCAGCAGUACGCCACGGCUGAGAAAGGUCUCCAAACGGCCACUGAAAGAGCCACUGCGGCCGAGUCGAAGCUCAAUAUCGCAAAGACCGCUCUCGAUACGAGGGGAGAGGAAGUCGAUCAGUUGAAAUCACAAGUCAGCGAGCUCAAGGAGGAGCUCAAGACUAGAGAUGAAGAACUGAAGACUGAGCGCUCAGGUUUUGCCGACUUGGAAAAGGAACUUGAAGGGGCAAAGGCAGACAAUAAGGCCGAGAAGGAGAAACUUGACAAGUUGGAGAAGGAGGUUGAGGAGGCGAAGCAGGGCGAGAAGUCGGCGAAGGACGAACUGGAGAGCAUGCUGCUCGUCAUGGGCGACAUCGAGGCUAAGAGGGAUGAGUAUAAAGCGAAGAUCAAGGAGUUGGGUGGGGACGUCACUGAUGACGACGAGGAUGAGGACGAGGAUGAGGAAGACGAGGACGGAGAGGAUGAUGUAGAUUAG
Messenger RNA from Zasmidium cellare ATCC 36951, 3012 nucleotides. RefSeq lists its product as uncharacterized. Lineage: Eukaryota; Fungi; Ascomycota; Dothideomycetes; Mycosphaerellales; Mycosphaerellaceae. Gene Ontology annotation, biological process: intracellular protein transport; endoplasmic reticulum to Golgi vesicle-mediated transport; vesicle fusion with Golgi apparatus. The transcript is spliced from 3 exons. The record is from RefSeq and is a predicted model, not a curated record. Gene Ontology annotation, cellular component: ER to Golgi transport vesicle membrane; Golgi stack; cytoplasm. Bases 1 to 3012 code for a protein of 1003 amino acids.